CCUUGAACGUCGUGCCGCUUCUUCUCUGCCACAACCCCCUCCUCACCCAAGAACUGCGCUCUCAGAAUGCCGCCCAAGACAAGAGGGAAGCAGGCUGCAAAGACCGAUACUCCUGCCGUCCCGGACUCCACCCUGUUCGAUAGCCUCGUCAUCACCCUUUCUGCCUAUGCUGCCAAAGACCGGAGAGCAAGUCAAGCGCUCUCCUAUAUCAACGCUUGUGGCGGGAAAGUCGUCGCCUCUGUGACGAAAGCGUUAACGCACCUUGUGGUCGUACCUGACGAUGUUCUUAAGCAGUCAGCAAAGUUGAAAACUGCUAAGGGGCGCACCGAUGUUUCCGUUGUGUCCCUGGAUUAUUUCGUUUGCUCAGCCCAGCAAGGUAAAAUCUUGAACACUGAGGACUUCAAGGUGGACGCCGAUGAAAGAGACGAGGACGACGAGCAGGAGGAUGAGGAUGAGGCCGAAGAGGAAAAGCCAACGAAUGGAAAGAAAACAAAGACCGAAGCCGGUAGCAAGCGAAAACGCGAAACCGAAGACGACGAAGAUGCUGUGCCGGAGGAGCCGGCCAAAAUGGUGAAAUUCAUCAAGAAAGGGAACGCCGUUGUUGACGAGGUUUGCCCUGUGGCACGAACCUGCCACGUAUACGAGGACGAGUCCGGCGUGUAUGAUUGCAUGCUCAACCAAACGGAGAUCAAGAACAACAACAACAAAUUCUAUGUUAUCCAAGUGCUGGAAGACGACGCAAACAAGUCAUACUACCUUUGGAACAGAUGGGGAAGGGUCGGAGCUACCGGGCAGGACAAGCUGGAGCAAAUUUCCCUGGACCGUGCAAUUGCCGGGUUUAAGGGAAAGUUUCGGGACAAGACGAAGAACGACUGGGACGAUCGAGCUGAGUUUGUCAAGCACCCAGGGAAAUAUUUCCUUCUCGAACGCGACUACGGAGAUGAUCUGGAGGACAACAAGGAAUCGAAAGCAUCUGAGGAUGGAGAUGCUGUGAAGGAAGAAGUCAAAGUCCCGGAUUCAAAGUUACCGAGCCGAGUUCAAGAUCUUAUUAGUCUGAUAUUCAAUGUGGAAAUGAUGACUCAAAGCAUGGUCGAAAUUGGAUAUGACGCCAAGAAGUUGCCGUUGGGGAAGCUGACCAAAACAAACAUCAAGAAAGGAUAUAACGCUCUGGCCGCAAUUUCCGAUGAACUGGCGAAGCCAAAGCCUAGCAGGGAUGUCUUGAUCGAAUUGAGCAGCCUCUUCUACACCAUCAUCCCACAUGUUUUUCCCAACACCACCCGGCCGACGGUGAUCAAUACGCCCCAGUUGCUCAAGUCCAAGCUUGAAAUGGUCGAGGCUCUUGGGGACAUCGAAGUCGCAACGGAGAUUCUCAAGUCUACGAAGAAUCUCUUGGACUCGAAUCCCAUCGACAACCAUUACAAGUCGCUGAACACGGGUCUUAAACCCAUAGAUAGGGAGUCGCCGACUUUCACUCUGAUCGAAAAGUACAUGAAGAACACGCAUGCGGCCACGCACAACAGCUACAGCCUUGAGAUUGAGGACAUCUUCGAUGUUGCGCGUGAGGACGAGGCCGAUCGCUGCAAAUCGUUGCAUAACAAACAGCUGCUCUGGCAUGGUAGUCGUCUCACAAACUUUGUCGGUAUCUUGUCUCAAGGAUUGAAAAUUGCACCACCAGAGGCUCCAGUGACUGGUUACAUGUUCGGAAAGGGGAUCUACUUCGCCAACAUGGUUUCCAAAAGCGCCAACUACUGCUGCACCAGCCGCUCCUCGCCAACUGGCAUUCUCCUUCUCUGCGAAGUGGAAUUGGGCGACACGCACAAAUUGACCAACGCAGAUUACCAUGCCGGCGAAGGCGCCGAGGCCGCUGGGUGCCAUUCCACUCACGGGCAGGGCCAAACAACCCCUGACCCGAAGGAUUACACUGCGCUCCCUGACGAGCCCGAUGUGAAUGUGCCGUGCGGAAAGGGCGUACCGAGCAAGGUUCCUGGCGCAUACCUGCAAUAUGAUGAGUUCAUCGUGUACAAAGUGCAGCAGGCGAAGAUCAGAUACCUGAUUCGCACGCGGUUUAAGCACAAGUACUAGACAAUCAUUAGCGGCACAUUUUCGGAGUCCUUGGCUUUCACGUUUCAUCUUAUUAGCGUAACCACCAUGUGUGGAGGCGUAGCAUCGCGACGGUAGAGCACGGCCUGUACAGUUUCUGAUUCAUCCGCGGCGUACUGAACUGCAUUCUUGUACAACUACCGCAAUCAAAAGAGCCGGCAUUGCAGUAGAGAGAGAGAGAGAAGCUGUAUAUGUACAUUAUUUUAAGCAUAUACGCGUGCAUUAUAUCAAGCA
Molecule: messenger RNA, 2334 nt
Organism: Fimicolochytrium jonesii
Lineage: Eukaryota; Fungi; Chytridiomycota; Chytridiomycetes; Spizellomycetales; Powellomycetaceae
Product: poly polymerase catalytic domain-containing protein
Exons: 9
Coding region: 67-2082 (671 amino acids)
Molecular function (GO): NAD+ poly-ADP-ribosyltransferase activity
Source: RefSeq, a predicted model, not a curated record